This is a messenger RNA of Hippoglossus stenolepis (Pacific halibut), 2167 nucleotides long. It is a transcript of the gene nup42, whose product is annotated as nucleoporin 42. The transcript is spliced from 8 exons. The record is from RefSeq and is a predicted model, not a curated record. The coding region runs from base 146 to 1561 and encodes 471 amino acids. NCBI's taxonomy places the organism in Eukaryota, Metazoa, Chordata, Actinopteri, Pleuronectiformes, Pleuronectidae. Gene Ontology annotation, molecular function: metal ion binding; nuclear export signal receptor activity. Gene Ontology annotation, cellular component: nuclear envelope.
CACACGCCUCGAUACGCGGUGUGCCUCCUCCUUCUGCUUCCCGUGCAUCGAGUCGCACAAUAACACUGUGGCGGAGCGGGAGAGGGGCCUCCGGUCUCAGAGGGGAAGAAUCCACCGAGUUUAACAGAAUCAACACUUAGGGGAAAUGACGAUUUGCAACUUUUUCAUCCAGGGUCGCUGUCGUUACGGCGAUAACUGUUGGAAUGAACACCCGAAGGGAGGAGGUGGAGGAGGUAGAGGAGGAGGAGGUGGUGGUGGUGGUGGAGGAGGAGGAGGAGGAUACAACAACAACAACUACAGCCGCUCCUCUGGUCAGCAACAGCCCAGAGGAGGAGGUGGAGGGUUUGGGAACAGAGUUUGGGUGAAUCCUGACCAGCAAAAAGGAAGCUACAUCCAGCCUUCAUCCUUCUCGUCUCAAGGAGGAGGCGACGACUGGGGCCGAGGAGGACGUGGAGGAGCGGACUGGGGAGGAGGAGGAGGAGGAAAUGACUGGGGCAGAGACGGAGGAGGAGGAGGAGGGGGGAAUGACUGGGGCCAAGGAGGUGGAGGGAGAAGAGAUAAUGUGAAGAGUGCAGAAUUCAGCUUCUCUCAAAACAGAUUCUCUGCGCUUGAUAGUCCUACCACCUUUAACAGGGGAGGAGGAGGAGGAAACGCUGGUGAUGAAGAUGAUGACAAAAAACUGGAGGUCAUUCAGAUGGACAUGGAGAUCUGGGAGAAUUCGCAUCAGUGGUGCCUCUCGUGUUAUUCCAGCUCCAAGGCACCUUUAUCUGGUUUCACCGAUCUCUCUCCAGAAGAGCUCAGGUUGGAGUAUAACGCCACAAGAGCCUCGGGGGAUCUGCAGAGCUACCUGAAUGGUGUCAAUCAGUUGCUCAACCAGUGGAGAAGCAGAGUCCAGGAACUGAAGGUUAUGAAUCCAGCCACCCGCACUGCUUUGCUUGCAGAGUUAAACAACCCAAUAGCUCAGGCACCUUCAAGUGGCUUUGGUUCAUCGACAGCGACUGGAUUUGGAUCCUCAACAUCUGACUUUGGAAGCAAAGGCUUUGGGGCUCCGGUGCAGGCCGCCAGUUUAAGCUUUGCUGCCGCAGGUGGUGGUUUAUCUUCCUCGGCUGCACCAUCAUCCUCAGCGGGAUUCGGUAGUGCCAUAGCAGCUCCGACACAACCGACCUCAGGAUUUGGCGCCACUUCUGCUCCGUCAGCUUCCACAUUCUCUUUCGCGGCUCCGACCACCGACAAACCGGCAGCCGCUUCAGGAUUUGGCUCCGCCUCUGGGUUCAGCUUCUCCUCCACAGCAAAUACUGGAGGAGGAUUGGGAAGCGGUUUUGGGACAGAAUCGUCCGCUGCAGCAGGAAGCGGCAGCGCUUUUGGACAAAUGAGUGGAGGGUUUGGGACAGCCACUGCUCCACCUGCAGCAGGGGCCCGGCCUGCUGGCGCUGCGCCGGACAGUCUGUUUUCACCUGAGGGCAGUCUGACUCCAGAGGAACUGAAUGAGUUCAAGGCUAAGAGGUUCACGCGCGGCCAGAUUCCUUUGAAACCUCCUCCAGUUGACAUGCUGGUUGUAUGAUACGUGGGGAAACUUCACAAAGAAUAAAUACAUUUAUACGAACAUUAUCUCCACAUAGAGCUUUUCUUAAAUACAAAUUCCUUAAAUGGUUUCAUUUAAGAUUUUUGUAUAAGUAUAGAGCAUGUGCAGCUUUAUAGUCAACCGUAUAUAUAUAUUUUUCAAGUGGCUUUUGUCAUAAAAUACUAUUUUAGGGGUAGCAGAAUGUGAACUGUUGAUGCUCUGAAGCAGUUUUAGCUUCUGCCAGAUGUACAGUAGACGACAGCAGGAUCCGAAAUUCCCUAAUGACAUUACUAUUAUCUGUGUGUGUGCAUAGUGUGGUUUGGUAUCAUGGAGGAGUAGUGCCCCCCCAGGUCUUUUUCCCCCAAAUUCCCUUGAAAUGCUGCUGCCUUUUACUUAUGUACCAACCUGAGACCAAGGGAGUAGCUUUUGUAAAUGUUGUAAUUGCACCUCUCAACCAGGCGAGGGCGCCAAGAGUAUUUAACGUAAGUCACGCACGAAGACAAAUGAGGCGAUUGUGAAUUAACUGUACUUUUGGACUAAUUUGUAAAGAAGGGGUCUCCUAAGGAUGAAUAAAAUUACAUGUGUGACACAACAUUGAAAUUGAAA